AUGAAUCACGAUAGUUUCUCUUCCCUAAAAUUUCGACGGUCGUCAAGCAAGCUUCACAAAGACCCUCCAAGCUUCACGUCCCGCAUCUUGAAGAGUCAGCAGAGCAACACCUCCCUCAAACGUCACCCCUCAGCCCCCGUCUACCCUCGUUCCGCUGCCGCUGCCGGAGGUCGAGAGCACACUCGGACGAGAUCGAACGCAUACGGAUCAUCCUCAUCCUCCCUCGAGCAGAACAGCGGCAAUCCUUCUCCAGCACACUCUGGCAACGAGUCGGGCUAUUUUCCGACCAGCAAUAAUUCCUUCAAGUCCCGCCCUCCCCCCGCCGGCCGAUUUUCUCUCAGUGAGCAGAGCUCAGAUGAACUGAUUGGCACCCCAUUUGAUAGUCGGGGCAUGCUCAGCUCUUUGAAAGAGAAUUCGACCGAGUCUGAUCCCGUUUCCGAAAAGCCCCCGACCUUGCGGUCGGCCACAAGCCCUGAAACCCGAGGAUUAAGACAGUCGGCUAGCCUGGCUACCUUACAGAGCCGAAUGGAGACGUUUGUGCACAGGGCGACCGACAAUGACCGUUCGGUAAAUCCGAAGCGUCUCUCCGACGAGGGUAACACAACGACCAGGCCAUUUGCGGGCAGAAGCAAGAAGAGCAGUUUUUCCAGCUUUGUCAACAGUAUGCUCGGCUCCCCACGAGGCAUCAAAAUCUCCGCCCCGGAGAACCCCGUCCACGUCACUCAUGUCGGCUACGAUAACCAGACCGGCCAGUUUACUGGUCUCCCGAAAGAAUGGCAACGAUUAUUACAGGAGAGCGGUAUCUCUAAGAAGGAGCAGGAAGAGCACCCCCAGACCAUGGUUGAUAUCAUGAGAUUCUAUGAGAAGAAUGCCCGGGGUGAUGAUGAGGUUUGGCACAAAUUUGACCAUGCAUACCCGCAACACCAGUCAGCAGCCAGUCCGGCCUCCGGCACGGGUUCCUAUGGUCCUGGCGCGCAGCGAGUCUCACCCCCAACAAGUCCUCGAUUCCCUCAGAACCAUGAAGGCAGCUUCGAAAACCCCCGGGCGCCACCUCCAAUUCCUCGCGGUGCUCCUGCAGCAGGCCAAGCCAUGUCACCAUCGGUGGGUGGAUUCGUUCCCAACCGGGCCCCGCCAAAGCCCCCAAGCGCAGGCACGAUCACCCCAGCUCGCCCCGCUCCUCAACCUCCUUCCGCAGCUACCUACGCUGCAGCACCGGUCCGCGCAGCUCAGGAUGCUUAUGCUCAGGCCUAUGCAACACCCCCAAUUCCGGAGACAGAGCCUUUACCCAAGGAACAACACCCGCUCAGCAGAUCCAACUCCAAGGCAAAUGGUACGCCCGUGCCCUGGACAACGCCAUCUCCGGCUCAGUAUCAGCAACAACAGGAGCAAGCCAUGGCUGCAGCCCAGCAGGCGAUUGUCAGCAAACAGCUUGAGCGGAGCCGCAGUCAGCGUCAGCAGCAGGCCGCUCAGAAGCAAGCAUCGCAGCAAGCACCUCCUCAGCACAUUACUCCCGUGGAAGAGACAUCUGCUUCGAUGCAGCAGGCACGUGCUGCUCCGGCUGCCGCUGCCGCUGCCGCUGCCGUCGGCGCCGCCCCCGCUGCUCGUCCGCGGCAACGGGCCCGCCAGAGUAACAUCAUGGACGUUAGACAACGACUACUCGCGAUUUGCACUCCCGGCGACCCGACUAAACUUUACCACCACCUCAACAAGAUUGGCCAGGGAGCAUCGGGCGGCGUUUUCACUGCGUAUGAAAAUAACUCCAAUAGCUGUGUCGCUAUCAAGCAGAUGAAUCUGGACUUGCAGCCCAAGAAAGAUCUUAUCAUCAACGAAAUCUUGGUCAUGAAGGACAGCAAACACAAGAACAUCGUCAACUUCCUGGACAGUUAUCUUCACGGUCUGGACCUAUGGGUGGUGAUGGAAUAUAUGGAAGGUGGCAGCUUGACAGAUGUGGUCACGUUCAACAUCAUGAGUGAAGGGCAGAUUGCUGCCGUGUGCAGAGAGACUCUGAGUGGUCUGCAGCAUCUUCACUCCAAAGGUGUCAUCCACCGUGAUAUCAAGUCGGACAACAUUCUGCUAUCUUUGGAUGGCAACAUCAAAUUGACCGAUUUCGGUUUCUGUGCCCAGAUCAACGACUCGCACAACAAGCGAAACACUAUGGUGGGCACGCCGUAUUGGAUGGCACCAGAAGUCGUUACCCGAAAGGAGUAUGGCCGCAAGGUCGAUAUCUGGAGUCUCGGAAUCAUGGCAAUUGAGAUGAUUGAGGGCGAGCCCCCUUAUUUGACCGAGUCGCCUCUGCGAGCGCUGUACUUGAUCGCAACCAACGGAACGCCCACGAUCAAGGACGAACACAACCUGUCUCCUGUUUUCCGGGACUUCCUGCACCUUGCACUCAAGGUGGACCCCGAGAAGAGAGCGUCUGCUCAUGACCUGCUCAAACAUCCGUUCAUGUCCCUCUGCGCCCCUCUGUCACAUCUGUCGCCGCUGGUGAAGGCCGCGCGAGCCAACCGAGCGCAAGAAAAGGCUCAAAAGGGGGGUGCCUAG
This is a messenger RNA of Aspergillus fijiensis CBS 313.89, 2541 nucleotides long. RefSeq names its product mitogen-activated protein kinase kinase kinase kinase STE20 (gene pakA). Gene Ontology annotation, biological process: regulation of MAPK cascade; intracellular signal transduction; protein phosphorylation. The record is from RefSeq and is a predicted model, not a curated record. Bases 1 to 2541 code for a protein of 846 amino acids. NCBI's taxonomy places the organism in Eukaryota, Fungi, Ascomycota, Eurotiomycetes, Eurotiales, Aspergillaceae. Gene Ontology annotation, molecular function: protein serine/threonine kinase activity; ATP binding. The transcript has 4 exons. Gene Ontology annotation, cellular component: cytoplasm.